GGCCGCCUCGCGGAGAAGGAAGGAGCCUCCCCCUUCCUCGUCGCCCCCCUCCCCACUUCCCGUCCAGCUUGCUGUCGCUUCCCCCUCCGCGGGCCUCGGGGCGCACGGAGCCUUCCCACGGCCGAGAAGCUGGAGGAGCCUGUGGGGUGCAUGCUGGGCGGGGGACCCCAAGGCGCCCCGGCCGGUGGCGGCGGGGGCCACUGCACAGCAGUGGCCCCGAGUGCCCAUAUUUCUUCUUUGGGAGACAGACAUACUUUCCCCACAAGGCCCUGGGAUCAUCAAAUCAUUGGCAGCCGGGAUUGCUUACCACCUGCAGCGUCUUUUCGGAGGAGGCGACUGGCACGGAGGCCGGGCUACAUGAGAGGCACAGCUGGGCCCCAGAUCGGGUUUCUCUACCCAGCAGUGGCCACUCCGUUACGGGCCCAGGGAGCGGUGUGCGGGGAGGAGUCCCUCCAGUCUGAGUCCAGGGCCAGACACUGUGGCCUUGAACUUGGAGGCCAGUGGCGAGGCCCCUCUGUUGGGAGCCCAGCAGCCUCGUCUCUGACCAUUGUGGGCCACCCAGGCCUGGCUCUGACCGCUGUGAGGGGACCCUCGGGGCUCUUUGGGAUUCAGCUCAGAGCUGACACCAAACUACCUGCCAGGCUCACCACGUCGUGUGGCCCUGGGGACACUGGGUGGCAGGGGGCGCUCCCACCCAUGGACAGUUCUGAGGCCCCAGGCCCUGGCCGGGAAGCUGCCAGAGGUGAAAGAGCAAAGGGCACCUGGACAAAAGGCUGUCUGUCCUCAGAGGAGGGGAAUGGCAGCAGGUGCAACCUUGAAAGUGGCCCCAGGGUCCCCUCUGCCCCGGCCGGCUCUCAGGAUGGCUUCACCUCCAGCUUUAGCUUCAUACAGCUCUCGCUCAGCUCUGCUGGGGAACGUGGGGAAGCGGAAGGCUGCCCGCCGUCCAGAGAUGCUGAGGCCCCUUGUCAGAGCCCCGUGGAGACGGAAGCCAAGGACGCCAGCUUGGACAGUCCCCACGCACACCCUCGACUUCUCUCUCCCCACUUCAACGUCAAGGCUGCUCAGAGCCUGGCCGACCCUGCCCAGAUGGCAGCAGGCAGCCCCCGGCUGGAGUGUGAGAUGCGUUCUUUACCGGACGUGGACACUGCCUCCUCCUGUCCCCUGGUCCCCUCGUGGUCAGAGGGCAGCGGCGUGGGGGAUGCUCCCUGUUGGGAAACACUACUCAGGAGGUGCGAGCCUGUGCUGCUGGACUGCCUGCUGAGUGACCAGAGGCAGCUGGAGGUAAAGUCCUUAAGAUUAAAGCUUCAGAAACUUCAAGAAAAAGCAGUUGAGGAAGAUGAUUAUGACAAGGCCGAGGUGUUAAGACACAGAUUGGAAGAGCUGGAGAAGGAGAAAGGCAGCCCACACUUCCAGCUUCCUUCGAGGCAGCCGGCCCUCUGCAGCCUCCUGGGCCACCUGGACGCACAGGCCCAGGCAGCCUUGCACCACAGGGCCUCCCAGCUGGCCAGCAGUGAUGGCGCCCAAGCCCUGCUCAGAAUGGAGCCAAAGCGGUUCGAACCCACUGCCCAGGACGCCCUGCGUGUAUCCAUCACCAGACGAGACUGGCUUCUUCAAGAAAAGCAGCAGCUGCAGAAAGAAAUCGAAGCUCUCCAAGCAAGAAUGUCUGUGCUGGAAGCAAAAGAUGAGCAACUGAGAAGGGAAAUAGAAGAACAAGAGCGGCUGCUCCCGUGGCAGGGCUGCGACCUGGCCGCCCUGGUGGGCAGGCUGUCCCUGGGCGAGCUGCAGGAGGUCAGCAAGGCCUUGCACGACACCCUGGCCUUAGCCAACCAGAUUCCCCUCCAUGCAGAACCACCUGACGCCGUAAGGAGCCUCCGGGAACGGAUAAAAACCCUCAACUUGUCACUGAAGGAACUCACCGCUAAGGUGUGUAUGAGCGAGAGAAUCUGCAGCACUCUCAGGAAGAGAGUAAAUGAUAUUGAAAUCCAACUGCCGGUGCUGCUUGAAGCCAAAAUGCUAGCCGUAUCAGGAAACCAUUUCUGUACAGCCAAGGAGCUCACGGAGGAGAUGAGAUCACUAACAUCGGAGAGGGAAGGGCUGGAGGGACUCCUCGACAAACUGCUGCUGCUGAGCUCCAGGAAUGUCCAGAAGCUGGGAAGUGUGAAGGAAGACUACAGCAGACUGAGAAAGGAGCUGGACCAGGGGGAAACUGCCCACGAAACGAGUGUGAAGGAGAAUACCACGAAGUACAUGGAAAUCCUUGAGGAUAAACUGCGUAGCUGCAAGUGUCCACUGCUUGGAAAAGUGUGGGAAGCUGACUUGGAAGCUUGUCGGUUGCUCAUCCAGAGCCUACAGCUCCGGGAGGCCAGGAGCGCCCUGUCCACAGAAGAGGAGAGGCUUAUAGAAGACUCAGGGGGAGAUACCUGUACAGCCACUCCUGCCACCCCCUCCAGGCUCCACUCUGAAGACGAGAGGAGGAUCCCUUGGCAGGCCUUCGAAGAGUGGCAGGUUCACCUGACCGCAUCUCUGCACUGCGCUGGCAGCGAACAGAAGGAGGAAUCUUGGGUCCUUUCUGCCAAACUUGGAGAAAAAUGUGAAGCCAUCGACAAGAAGCUCUUGUACUUGGAAGAUCAGCUGCACGCGGCAAUUCACAGUCAUGAUGAAGAUCUCAUUCAGUCUCUCAAGAGGGAGCUCCAGAUGGUGAAGGAAACUCUGCAGGCCAUGAUCCUGCAGCUCCAGCCAGCAAAGGAGGCGGGAGAAAGAGAGGCCUUAGCUUCCUGUGUGACAGCUGGUGUCCGGGAAGCGCAGGCCUGAAGCAGGACA
This is a messenger RNA of Prionailurus viverrinus (fishing cat), 2820 nucleotides long. It is a transcript of the gene DISC1, whose product is annotated as DISC1 scaffold protein. Gene Ontology annotation, biological process: cilium assembly; neuron migration. The transcript has 14 exons. The coding region runs from base 151 to 2811 and encodes 886 amino acids. NCBI's taxonomy places the organism in Eukaryota, Metazoa, Chordata, Mammalia, Carnivora, Felidae. Gene Ontology annotation, cellular component: centrosome; intermediate filament cytoskeleton; mitochondrion. The record is from RefSeq and is a predicted model, not a curated record.